UUUCACUUUAACUUAUAUUAACUAGUAUAGACACACCUAUGAACAAUACAGAUAAUAAGUUUAUACUACGUGGAGUUCUUGAAGGGCACAAUGGAUGGGUCACCUCCAUUGUCACUUCUUCUAAGACAUCUAACAUGGUUAUUUCUGCCUCUCGUGACAAGUCUAUUAUUGUAUGGGAAAUGAAUAGGGAUGAUAUAAACUGUGGUGUCCCUCGUAAAGCUCUUGUUGGUCAUAAUAAUAUUAUUCAAGAUUUGGCAAUUUCUUCAGAUGGACAAUUUGUUUUAUCUGCCUCUUGGGAUCAUACACUUCGUCUUUGGGAUUUGGAAGCGGGUAAGACAGUACGUCGUUUCGUUGGACACGAAAAGGAUGUCUUAUCAGUUGCAUUCUCUGCUGAUAACCGGCAAAUUGUUUCUAGCUCUCGUGACAGAACCAUCAAGUUAUGGAAUACGCUUGGAGAGUGUAAACAUACCUUUAAGCAAUAUAAUCAUAAGGAUUGGAUUCCAUGUGUUCGUUUCUCUUGUAAUCCGAAUAAACCCAUUUUUGUUUCUUGUGGAUGGGAUAAGCUUGUUAAGGUUUGGAGUAAUAUCAAAUUGAAUGUAAAGAAAGAAUUUGUUGGACAUAAUGGAUAUCUCAAUACACUCGCUCUUUCCCCAGAUGCAAAGUUAUGUGCCUCUGCUGACAGAGACGGGGUUGUGAUGAUUUGGGAUUUAGAUGACGGAAAACAUCUUUUGUCAUUGGAUGUUGGUAAGGAAGUCUUUAGUUUACUUUUCUCUCCAAAUCGCUGCUGGCUUUGUAUAGCUACAGGAGCCUCUAUUAAAAUUUGGGAUACUGAAGAAGAGAAAUUUGUAGAUACUUUAACUCCUGACUCAAGUACCAUCACUAUGAACAAACCACAAGCACCUCAUCUUCCUAACUGUCUUUCUCUUGCUUGGAGUAUGGAUGGUAAUACUCUUUAUUCUGGUCAUUCAGAUCAUCUUAUUCGUGUUUGGCAAGUUAUCUGCGCUUUAUAAAACUGAAAAAAAAAAAGCACAUGUAAUUUGUGCAACAUGUCAAAAGUAAAAGAUCAUACUACAAGUGAUUGUUUCAUUUUUCAUAUUAGCUAAUAAUGAUAAUAAUAAUAAUAAUAAUAAUAAUAAAAAA
Molecule: messenger RNA, 1140 nt
Organism: Cokeromyces recurvatus
Lineage: Eukaryota; Fungi; Mucoromycota; Mucoromycetes; Mucorales; Mucoraceae
Product: guanine nucleotide-binding protein subunit beta-2-like 1
Exons: 5
Coding region: 39-1010 (323 amino acids)
Biological process (GO): rescue of stalled cytosolic ribosome; positive regulation of protein phosphorylation
Cellular component (GO): cytosol; nucleus
Molecular function (GO): translation regulator activity; protein kinase C binding; ribosome binding
Source: RefSeq, a predicted model, not a curated record